This is a messenger RNA of Penicillium cinerascens, 978 nucleotides long. RefSeq lists its product as uncharacterized. The transcript is spliced from 2 exons. Bases 1 to 978 code for a protein of 325 amino acids. NCBI's taxonomy places the organism in Eukaryota, Fungi, Ascomycota, Eurotiomycetes, Eurotiales, Aspergillaceae. The record is from RefSeq and is a predicted model, not a curated record.
AUGGACGAUUACCAGAGACUCGUCGUGGCUCAAUUCUUCGAGCCAAUGCCAAACCUCUCCCAGAAAUCGUGUCACCAGUUCGUCUUGCACCAUAUUGCCCCUAUACUUCUUCCCAACGCUACCGGCAAGGUCGAUGUUCAACCUAGCCCUUUCCAGGGGAGGAUGAGCUACACCGCUAUAUUACAUACUCAUUCCAGGAGCGCUGAUCAUCGCAUUGCCGUCCAGUUUCGAAGCGACAAGCAAGACCUUUUCGGAGUCAACGAAGCUAGCCGCAUCCGUGGACCUAUUGUACCCCUGGUAACAUACCAGGGCAUGUGCGAAGGGCUGUUUGUGUAUGCAUCGCCUUUUGCAGAAGGGAUACCGUAUAUCAGUGUCUUGAUGUCUUCUGAGGACUUUCAACUGCCGCUCCAGAGGAAGAUGGUGACUCUUAUGGACCUUGCAGACCUCAUUACUCGGGGAGCAGAGCGACCACUACUAUACUCAACACUACUGUAUCCGACCUCACUUCUACUCUUGAGGGAAUUCGUCAUACGCAAGCUUCUACCACGGUUACGCGAUCUUGCUGCCCUCCCCGUCACCCUUACCCACCAGGAUCUCACCCCAUUCAAUUACCUUAUCGAUGACUCUACGGGCCGGGUUCAAGCUGUACUAGACUGGGAUGGUGCUCUAUACCUCCCAGUUGGGUCGAAUUUUCAUUUUAUGGAUAGCCUUUUCGGGUUCAUGACCCUGAGUGGCUGGCAAGACACGGAGGAUCGCCAGGAACUCGAGACAGCGUUUUACGAUCGGGCUCUGACUAGUCUUGCUGCGCAGGGAUUUGGGGGAAUAACAAAAGAGCAACUGGAAUCGCAGAAGGCGAUCGGGAUGUUGCUGUAUAGUGUGGAGCGGCUUCUCAAGUUUAAAGACGAACGAUCCGAGCACUAUCUAGAUGGAUAUCUUGGCGGGUUAUCUCUCAUGAACGGGUUCAUGUUCUCGCAUUAG